AUGGCCUCCGCUCUCCAUCUCAUUGUGCUUCUUGGAGUGUGGGUAGGAGCUAAUGUAAGUACCAACACCAGUCAAUGCAGCUUUAUAAAGGGGUCAACUCUCUGACCUGAACUAUAUUUCAUUUUUAUUUUUGUUUCUUGUUCGGUAACAAAUAUCUUUUCUGAAAGCCUUCAAAGUUCCUACGGGAGUUGAUUACAAUCAUACAAACUCACGAUUACUAAGUUGACAUGAAACUAUCACAAGUGUACGUGAGGAAAUUCUAUAUUUGACAAGAUAACCUGAACUCACAGCUGAUGAUAAUGUUUUGUUGAUGUUUGCAGGCAGGCAAAUGUCACAAAAAAGGUGGGUACACUUUUCUUCUUUUGACUCAAGGAUUUCUCAAGAUGUCAACAUUUGAGGACGAGGUCUGAGUUAUCCGUUAGUGGGUGCAGAAGCUUCAGUUUAAGACCUUCAGACAUUUUUUGCAGAUGUGUUUGAAAAAAUCAGGCAAAUAAAACCAACUAAAUUCCAUCCAUGGCUCCCAAAGUCCAAAGUGGAUUUAACACAGCCUUCCACGCCAGCGUAUGCAUCGUAGUUCAUGUUUUUUAAGAGAUAGGAGCAUGUUUGACUAAAACUUAAACAAACUGAAGUUGGUUUUGCUUUGAUAUUGUAACAAUGAUCCCUCAGAUACACUAUUUCAAACAUGACGUUUGUGUCAUAGGGAGCUGCUGUAUGGCCUGCCCUGAAGGUUGGACCGAGUUUCACUCUCACUGUUUUUUGUUCGUCCGUGAGCAAAAGAGCUGGUCUGAUGCAGAGGUACAAUAAUAAUAAUAAUAAUAAUAAUAAUAAUAAUAAUAACGCAGAACAUUUAAAGCACAAUAAUGAUCCAGAGCAUGCUUUGUUGCUAACCUCUCUCCACACUUUGUUUAGGAUGACUGCAUAGACCGUGGAGGAAAUCUGGCUUCAGUCCGCGACUCAAAUCAGUAUCAGUCACUGCAGGAGAUGAUCUAUACGGCGACAGGCGAGCACCAACAAGCUUGGCUUGGCGGCUACGAUGCAGCAGAGGUGAGUGGUUAACAUACGACGUGCCGUCCUCUGGAGCUGUAACGAGGGACAAUAAAGAAGUAGGGUUAAAGGUGGGGUAAUCAGGAUCUGGUGAAGUUCCAGUUUUUAGGAGAAAUCUUGAAUGUAAACUCUACCCCUCCAAACCAGUUUUACCCUCAGCUCCUCCUCUACCCUCCCUCUCUGCUCCAGCAGGCCCCGCCCACAAACAGACGCUCCUGCUCGCUCGUAUUGAUAGAUAAGCGAAGAGAGCUUCAGAUCAUUACAAAUGGGGCCCAGUCAAGGUGAAAGUCAAAAGCAUUGGUGCUACUGUAGAUGCCAACAGACUACCAGCAAACACAAUGUUUGCAGGACUUCUACAACUAGGAUAAAGUGACAUAGUCCAGGACCCGAGGGAGGACAGUUUAGCGAUGGCGCUACAACACGCUACAGCAGGUCCGUUUGACAAGAAACACUUCUGUUACAGACACUUGUCUUACUUUGUUAAAGCGGUUUACCUGUCCAGCAGAAAGGUUACAGGGUCACCAAGAUCCCCAAGCGUCCCCCAUCGUUUAUGUUGACCCGGCUUUUUAGCUCUUGUCCGGUCUACCUCCGUUUUAAGCGCCCGUUAUUCCUCCAGAGUCUCCGGUAUUUACUUUGUUUUCUUGCUUGUGUCGGCAGUCGUGGCCAAAGGAGGAUUCCGACAAUUUUCCGAACUUUCUGGUUGGUUUCUACUGUCCGAUAUUGUAGCACGCUAACUUUGUUUGGGCUACUGAACGACACGGGGGAGCAGCGUCUGCCUCACAACCAAUCAGGUUAGAGGAGGUGGAGAACGGCUUUGUUUACAGUCAGAAAGAGCGGACCGCUCAAAAAUGUUCAAAUGUUGACGACACAGACAUAAGAGAACACAGAGAUAUCGUUAUAUUACCAAAUGUCAUCAAUAACUAAUAACUAUUGAUUGAUAUUAGAAGAUUAUUUGUAUAUUUUUUGUAUAAAAAGAUGCUUCUUUAACGGAUUCCUGCCUACCCCACUUUUAAAUAACAUACAAGGCUAACAGCUGCGUGGAUGUGUUAUUAAUGCUACAAACCACAAGUGUAAUUCCAUACCGUCUGAUCCAGAGGAACCUACGAUGAGGGAUGAGGAAGCACAGGGACUCCCAGAAAAGACCGUGGUUGGUGGCUUUGAUGGGAAAAAAAGUGCUGAUGAUUCACUGACUAACGCUCUUUUUUCAGGAGGGCUGCUGGUUGUGGAGUGACGGUACAAUGUAUGAUUUUGACGAUUGGGGCCCCGGACAGCCAAACAACUACCUGAAGAGCCAACACUGCAUGGAGAUGAACUGCAGCGGUAAAAAAAAAAAAAAAAGACUUCCUUUUGUUCCUGAUUUUUUUACCAUCGUUUUAAAUCGGCAUUUCUCUGUGUUGUGUGUCUCCACCUACAGAGGCAGAGUUGCUCAACGACCAUCUUUGUGAAGCGUCAAGGUCUUACAUUUGUGGAAGGCGCAUGAUACCUCGGGAGGCUCACUGAGAACAUCGGGUCUCCAGAGGACCCUUCAGCCCCACCGUCACGGCCAGGCUGACACCAGUCCUCAGAGAUUUACUUACAUUUCUGAUUCACUGAAAUGUUUAUUUCAAUAAACCAAAUAUUCACAGCAGUCAGUCUGAUUUUGUUCUUUUACUCCUCGACAUCAAUUUACAGCUUUUAGCAAAACUUUAGACUUAAGACAAGAAACCAUCAAAUUGACCUCCUCUACUAAAUUUGGAGUCCCCUUUACCUGCUGCUCUCCUUAAACCUUUUCACACUUUAAAAUAAAACCAGUGCAUUAAGCCCCAGUGUGUGUGAAGUGCUGCAGCUCAAGGGGGACAUACUAAGAGGUAACCAUGGUGCAAACAGGAUAAACAGGAAGCUGUGUGCCUCAGAAAACAAGAGCAGCAAGAUUGAACUGUUCCUGAAAUAUUAUCGACCCCUGAUCUCAUCGUGUGCUCCAUGGCUCAGAAAUACACGUCCGGAAAAUACAGUCCCCAGAUUUGUUGUCAAGAUUAUUGGAUUAUUGUCAAGCAGUUUAUUGAGGAGCCACAACAGUGAGUAAAGUAGAAACGCUCGUUCUGAGGCAUUAGUCUGCUGAGAAAUGUGUUGUUGUGCUACAUUUGGGAUCUUUUUUUCCCUUAAACUUCACCAUAUAUAUGUGCAAAAUAAGAAGCGUAUAAAAUCAGGAUGAAUGAAUAUGCAUUAGGAAAAAGAUGAGACGCAUGUGUUCCCUGAGGUCUGGAGAGUGUGUUGCAUCGACGUGUUUCUGUUCCUUAUGUGCAGGAUGCAAACGUCGAUCUUAUAAUAUCAUGGACAGGAGAGGAGCUUCCCUGAGAGAACUGAACCAGGUGACGGCUGCUGCUCGUUUCCUCUCCUGAAACAGAUUUUAUAUCUUACAUGCACGUGUUCUUUUUAUGGAAAAGUGUGUUUGUGACUUUUUCACACCAUAGAAACAUAUCACUGCUAAUUUUAGUUUAUUUCAUAAUCAGUCAAAAGCUCUUCACAGUAGAUUUAAAUAACAAAUUAAACCUAAAUUAGUAAAUAAAGAAACAUUUUUGCCGGCUGCAGCACUCACUGCUGGAUCUCUUAACCCUUAAAUACCUGAAAUAACAAAUUAUGGCCAGAAAAUUCACAUUUUUUGGAGCUGAAAUGUUUAUUUCAUUUACUACUGAAACCCCCCCCAAAAUGAAAAAAUGUCCUUAAAAUUUAACAAAUAUAUUUAUUGAUCUCUUUGAUACAUUCGAUGUUUAUGGAAACUGAUAAACCACAAGAGGACCUGACAGACUCUGUGUGACAGCGCCCUCUGGUGAUCGCUCACGGUCAUAUAUCCAUCCAAGGAUUCAGCACGAGUCCAAACCAUCGACCAAAGACCUGGAGCCAACAGAGCAGCAGGUUUGUGAUAGAUUUGUUCAGCCUGUGGUUAAAAACAGCAGAAUAAUCCCAAACUCAAAACUGAAGAUACUCCUGCUGCUUCUUUUCUUCAGGCAGGCGUGUUCACGGCCGACAGUCAGGCUGAGCUCUCCUCAGCUGUGAGGGAUGAGCUGUGCGACUGGCAGCCGUCCACCCCGACAUCAGUGGAGGACGAGUCCUCAGCUCUCGAUCUGACCUUCAGUGGGACACUGAGUCGACCUGAGAUUACUCACCUGUUUCUGAAACAUAACGUUCCUCUGAAGUUCCCAACUUUUUCUCUGCUCCUCCAGAUGUUUUCAGACAAAAAUGAUCCAGAUCAGGUGAGGGAGCAACGACGGAUUAGUGCGUGUUUCCGUUUCUUAUUAGUGUUGAGCGAAGGAAGGAGAAUGAGAACAUGA
Xyrichtys novacula (pearly razorfish) is the source of this 4352-nucleotide messenger RNA. NCBI's taxonomy places the organism in Eukaryota, Metazoa, Chordata, Actinopteri, Labriformes, Labridae. The record is from the annotation of a GenBank genome assembly.